AUGUACAUUGAAUAUGAAAUGCGGAAAAAGUUGCCGCCGGGUCCUCUGGGACUACCAUUUGUCGGUUAUCUACCCUUUCUUAAGGGCGAGCCCUCCAAAACGUUCGUACAAUUGGCCAAAAAAUAUGGACCAGUUUUUGGUAUACAAUUGGGUUCGUGUCCAGUAGUGGUACUCAAUGACUGGCCGUCAAUAAAAGAGGCACUUUCUGACGAUACGGCUCUAUAUCGGCCUAAAGACAACGCGUUUAACACAGCAUUUCCUUCUGGAUUUACAGCAAUAAAUGGUGACGUUUGGAAAGAGCAGCGAAGGUUUGCUUUGCAUCAGUUGAGGAAUCUUGGUUUCGGCAAGACUUCAAUGGAAGACCACAUCAUCGAUGAAAUCAAUCAUUUGUCACAACUCUUGGACACCAAAGAGGGGCAGGAAAUAGAGUUCAGGACUAUAUUCCCGAUUAGUGUCUCAAAUAAUAUCAAUUCCCUUAACUUCGGCCGACGUUUCGAGUAUACGGACAGCAAAAAGUUAACGAUCGACGAGUUCUUAAAGCCCGACCCGACCCUAAGUUUAACAGGGUUAAUUGCUUUUUUCCCCACUUUGACCCGAAUUGUAUUUAAAUAUCCGACAUUUUUUGUGCCGCCAUUUCUACGCAGAAUUAGGACUGUUAUCGACGGAGUGACUGAUAUUGUCAGAUCUGAAUACGAAACACAUGUGAAAACUAUUGAUAAAAACAAUAAUAGGGAUUAUUUGGACGCUUUUAUCAAUGAAAUGCAAAAACAAGACAAUAACGAAAAGACAUCUUUUAAAUAUGAAAUGCUGCUGGGAAAUGCCUUAACACUAUUUGGUGCGGGUUCUGCCACUACCCUCGAGUGGUCGCUAUUGAUUUUGGCCACUAAUCCGCAAAUACAACAACAGAUACACAAAGAGAUCGAUGAAGUGAUUGGCAAAGAAAGGAGUCCUAAGUUCGCCGACAGAAACCAAAUGCCAUAUUUGCAGGCAUUCAUGUAUGAAGUUUGGAGGUUUAGGACAAUCACAGCAGUCAAUUUACCACGA
Molecule: messenger RNA, 1044 nt
Organism: Medioppia subpectinata
Lineage: Eukaryota; Metazoa; Arthropoda; Arachnida; Sarcoptiformes; Oppiidae
Source: the annotation of a GenBank genome assembly